UUUUAUUUUUUGAGGAAAAAGAGGAUUAGUAGCCAUGUAUCAGAAUUUUGGCUCAAAUUCGCUUUCAUCCUGCAACGGUUUCUCUCUCCGGAUUCUUUAAAGGUAUGGAGUGUUUUGACAUCUGUAAAAGAUCAUGGUUCAAUGCCUAGAGGGAAUAAAGCAUUUCUGUGCUGCUGUAGCAAACUGUUGUGAUGCAGAAACAUCUAGGCGACCUAGGGGCCUUCAAGAUCCUGAGGCUCUUGCAAGGGAGACAGUAUUCAGUGUAAGUGAAAUAGAGGCAUUGUAUGAGCUGUUUAAGAAGAUCAGUAGUGCAGUGAUUGAUGAUGGGCUGAUAAAUAAGGAAGAAUUUCAACUGGCACUGUUCAAAACAAACAAAAAAGAGAGCUUAUUUGCAGAUAGGGUUUUUGACCUGUUUGAUACAAAGCACAAUGGAAUACUCGAUUUUGAAGAAUUUGCACGUGCUCUUUCCGUCUUUCAUCCAAAUGCCCCUAUUGAUGAUAAAAUCGAGUUUUCAUUCCAAUUAUAUGAUCUUAAACAGCAAGGAUUCAUUGAGAGACAGGAGGUAAAGCAAAUGGUUGUGGCUACGCUUGCUGAAUCUGGCAUGAAUCUAUCGGAUGAUGUUAUAGAAAGUAUCAUUGACAAGACAUUCGAAGAAGCUGACACAAAACAUGACGGGAAGAUCGACAAGGAAGAGUGGCGAAACCUUGUAUCAAGGCAUCCAUCACUUUUGAAGAACAUGACUCUCCAAUAUCUCAAGGAUAUCACGACCACGUUCCCAAGUUUUGUGUUUCACUCGCAAGUUGAUGAUACCUGAGAAGUCUGUCACAAUGCAAUGGCGGUUCGAUUUGAGUUUGAUUGAUAUUUUCUUCUUUCUUUCUAAGUACAAAUUGUGGUUAGGUUUAUGAACUAUAAUCUGUGUUUUUGGUUCUUAAUACUUUCAUUUGUUUCUUCUUUUUUUAAACCCAUCGGUUCAAUGUCCAAAGAUUAUCUUUACCCUCUAUUUCAUCUGCAUUUCACCCAA
Messenger RNA from Cucurbita moschata (crookneck pumpkin), 1021 nucleotides. RefSeq names its product calcineurin B-like protein 3. Bases 134 to 814 code for a protein of 226 amino acids. Lineage: Eukaryota; Viridiplantae; Streptophyta; Magnoliopsida; Cucurbitales; Cucurbitaceae. Gene Ontology annotation, molecular function: calcium ion binding; kinase binding. The record is from RefSeq and is a predicted model, not a curated record. The transcript is spliced from 9 exons. Gene Ontology annotation, biological process: calcium-mediated signaling.